This is a messenger RNA of Hyaena hyaena (striped hyena), 5118 nucleotides long. It is a transcript of the gene WDR62, whose product is annotated as WD repeat domain 62. The transcript has 32 exons. Gene Ontology annotation, molecular function: protein binding. Gene Ontology annotation, biological process: regulation of mitotic cell cycle; mitotic spindle organization; neurogenesis. The record is from RefSeq and is a predicted model, not a curated record. The coding region runs from base 438 to 5033 and encodes 1531 amino acids. Lineage: Eukaryota; Metazoa; Chordata; Mammalia; Carnivora; Hyaenidae. Gene Ontology annotation, cellular component: mitotic spindle.
UGGGGGAGUGAUGACGUCACGGCUUUUCUGAGUCUGCGCCAAGAGGUCAGGCCCUUUCCGCUCCACCCUACUCUUACAUCCGGGCGACUAUCCACUGCGUCGGGGGAACUGGAGGCUUUGGCCUUAGCUACGUAAAAAUUAAAACCUAAACGCUUGUUAAUGAUGAAAACACAGACCGAAUAAAAAACGCCAUUUUGUUUGAUCAGGCAUCAAGUCAACUAGCUAUAGCUGCACCCUGCCAGAAACUUCGCUCCGCCUCUUAGCCCUCAUUGGUCAAAACGGCCGCCCGGCAGCCCUGACAUUGGCCAGACUCGGGGCCUCCAGCGUCCAAUGGGCGGCGGCGCCGGCUUUCCCGCGGGCCGUUUGCUCUUCGAGCGGGUCCUGGAGGCGUCGGCGGCAGUUGGGGAGUGCAACGGUUGCCCGGAUCCGGCGCGACGAUGGCGGCCUUGGGGCUCGGAGGCUACGCGCGGAACGAUGCAGUCGAGAAGCUGCCGUCCGUCACGGUGGGAGUUCCGGCGCGGAGGAGCCAGUGCUCUCCGCCUCCAGCUCCGCCACUGUGUCUCCGGCGGCGGACACGACUCUCGGCGGCGCCGGAGGACUCGGUGCAGAACCGGGUGUCACUCGAGAAGGUACUUGGCAUCACAGCCCAGAACAGCAGCGGCCUGACCUGUGACCCCAGCACAGGCCACGUGGCCUACCUGGCAGGCUGUGUGGUGGUGAUUUUGAACCCCAAGGAGAACAAGCAGCAGCACAUUUUUAACACUGCCAGGAAGUCGCUGAGUGCUCUGGCCUUCUCCCCUGAUGGGAAGUACAUAGUGACGGGGGAGAACGGGCACAGGCCUGCUGUGCGCAUCUGGGACGUGGAUGAGAAGAGUCAGGUGGCAGAGAUGCUGGGACACAAGUACGGCGUGGCCUGUGUGGCCUUCUCCCCCAAUAUGAAGCACAUCGUGUCCAUGGGCUACCAGCACGACAUGGUUCUCAAUGUCUGGGACUGGAAGAAAGACAUUGUGGUGGCUUCCAACAAGGUAUCGUGCAGGGUCAUCGCCCUCUCCUUCUCAGAGGACAGCAGCUAUUUUGUCACCGUAGGGAAUCGGCACGUGAGGUUCUGGUUCUUGGAAGUCUCCACUGAAGCAAAGGUGACGGGCACAGUGCCCCUCGUCGGGCGUUCAGGCAUCCUGGGUGAGCUGCACAACAAUGUCUUCUGCGGUGUGGCUUGUGGCCGGGGCCAGAUGGCAGGCAAUACCUUCUGUGUGUCCUACUCGGGCCUCCUCUGCCAGUUCAACGAAAAGAGGGUGCUGGAGAAGUGGAUCAACCUGAAGGUCUCCCUGUCUUCCUGCCUCUGUGUUAGCCAGGAGCUCAUCUUCUGCGGCUGCACAGAUGGGAUAGUCCGCAUCUUCCAGGCCCGCAGCCUGCAGUACCUCGCGAACCUGCCCAAACCGCACUACCUUGGGGUGGACGUGGCCCAGGGCCUGGAGCCCAGCUUCCUCUUCCGCAGGAAGGCAGAAGCAAUCUACCCGGAUACGGUGGCCCUGACCUUCGACCCCAUCCAUCAGUGGCUGUCCUGCGUGUAUAAGGACCACAGCAUCUAUAUCUGGGAUGUCAAAGACAUCAACAAAGUCGGCAAGGUGUGGUCAGAGCUCUUCCACAGCUCCUACGUCUGGAAUGUGGAGGUGUAUCCUGAGUUUGAAGAUCAGAGAGCUUGUCUGCCAUCAGGAUCUUUUCUUACUUGUUCCUCAGACAACACCAUCCGCUUUUGGAACAUGGAUAGCAGCCCUGACUCUCACUGGCCAAAAAAUAUCUUCAGUAACACUCUGCUGAAGGUAGUGUAUGUAGAGAAUGACAUCCAGCACCUGCAAGACACAUCACACUUCCCAGACCGGGGGAGUGAGAACGGGACACCUAUGGACGUAAAAGCUGGGGUGCGAGUCAUGCAGGUCAGUCCUGAUGGCCAGCACUUGGCUUCAGGCGACCGAAGUGGAAAUCUGAGGAUCCACGAGCUACACUUCAUGGACGAGCUGGUCAAGGUGGAGGCCCAUGAUGCUGAGGUGCUGUGCCUGGAGUACUCCAAGCCUGAGACAGGGCUGACCUUGCUGGCCUCAGCCAGUCGGGACCGACUGAUCCAUGUGCUGAACGUGGAGAAGAACUACAACCUGGAGCAGACCCUGGACGACCACUCCUCCUCCAUCACAGCCAUCAAGUUUGCUGGCAAUAGAGACAUCCAGAUGAUCAGCUGUGGGGCUGACAAGAGCAUCUACUUUCGCAGUGCCCAGCGGGCCUCAGAUGGACUACACUUUGUCCGUACCCACCAUGUGGCAGAGAAGACCACCUUGUAUGACAUGGACAUUGACAUCACCCAAAAGUACGUGGCUGUGGCCUGCCAGGACCGCAAUGUGAGAGUCUACAACACCGUGAAUGGGAAGCAGAAGAAGUGCUACAAGGGCUCCCAGGGUGACGAGGGGUCCCUGCUAAAGGUCCACGUGGACCCCUCUGGCACCUUCCUGGCCACCAGCUGCUCUGACAAAAGCAUCUCAGUGAUUGACUUUUACUCGGGCGAGUGCAUCGCCAAGAUGUUCGGCCAUUCAGAAAUCAUUACUGGCAUGAAGUUCACCUACGACUGCCGUCACUUGAUCACAGUAUCGGGAGACAGCUGUGUGUUCAUCUGGCACCUGGGCCCAGAGAUCACUAACUGUAUGAAGCAGCACUUACUGGAGAUCAACCACCGGGAGCAGCAGCAGCAGAACAUGAGGGAUGGGAAGUGGAGAAGCCAGCCCAGGCAGGAGACCUAUGCAUCUGUGCCCAGCGAGAUUUGCUCCUUAAGCCCCGGAGAGCAGACAGAGGAUGAGCUGGAGGAAGAGUGUGAACCUGAAGAGCUGCUGAAGACACCAUCCAAAGAGAGCUUGGACCCAGACCCUCGGUGUCUGCUGACCAAUGGCAAGCUGCCACUCUGGGCAAAGCGGCUGCUAGGAGACGACGAUGUGGCAGAUGGCUCAGCCUUCCAUGCCAAGCGCAGCUACAAACCACAUGGCCGCUGGGCGGAGCGGGCUGACCAGGAGCCCCUCAAGACCAUCCUGGAUGCCCGGGACCUGGAUUGCUACUUUACCCCCAUGAAGCCUGAGAGCCUAGAGGACUCUAUUCUGGAUACAGUGGAGCCCCAGAGCCUGGUGGGCCUGCUGAGUGAGUCGGAGAGUACCCAGGAGGAUGGCUGUGGGCAUCCCUCCUUCCUGCCCCUACAGAGGGAGUCCUCUGAGGACAGCGAGCUCAUCGUCUACUCCCUGGAGGCGGAGGUGACAGUCACAGGGACAGACAGUGAGUACUGCACGAAGAGCCCCGAGCGGGGGCUGGGGGAGCAGCAAGGAGACUCCUACCUCAGGGUCUCCUCCGUCGGCUCCAAGGAUCAGAGCCCACCUGAGGACUCAGGGGAGUCAGAGGCCGACUUGGAGUGCAGCUUUGCCACCAUCCAUUCCUCCCCUCCACGGCCAGCCUCAGACCCUCGGUUUGACAUGAUGCUGCCCCCCACACCGGGAUGCCCAGGGACCGCAGAAGAGCUGUCCCAGCCCGAGGUGCCAGGCAUAGCCAACAGCUCCCUGCCCCAGACCCCUGAGCAGGAGAAGUUCCUCCGCCAGCACUUCGAGACGCUCACAGAUGCUCACCCUGAGGAGCUCUUCCAUGGAUCCCUGAGAGACUUGGAGGCCUCUGAGACUGAGGACUUCUUUAAUCCUCGGCUAAGCAUCUCAGCCCAGUUCCUCUCCCGCCUCCAGAAGACAUCCAGGUUCACCCACACCUUCCCUCCCCGGCUGCCCCAGCACCUUGUGAAGUCCCCAGAGGUCAAACUCACAGACCGCCAGCCCAGAGCAGAGCCCCUGAGAGCAGGGGCUGGCUACACCUCCCCAGGCAGGACCGACGUCCUCCCUGAGAAAAAGCCUGAGGAGCCCCAUGAGACCCUAGAGGCCUGGUGCCUACUGACCCCCUGCCUCACAGGCCUGGCGCCCUGUGCCCCCUCCUCCUCAGUGCUGCCCACUGACGGGAAGCCUCCGACGCCCACAGCCCUGCCUACUCCAGGCCUGGCUCAGGGUGUCCACAGUCCCUCCAUCUGCUCCUACAUGGAGGCCACUGCCAGCUCUUGUGCCAAGAUGUCACAACGCAUCUCCCUCGAGGACAGUGAGGACCCUGUGCUGGCUGAGCUGGCCAGGCCCCUCCGCAGGCCCUCAUCCGUUGGGGAGCUGGCGUCCCUGGGCCAGGAGCCCCAGGCCAUCCCCACCACAGCAGCACUCAGUUCUAACAGCGAGGGCCGAGAACCUGUCCUGCCCUCCUGGGGCAACCAUGAGGCCCGGGCCAGCCUGAAGCUGACCCUGUCAAGCAUCUGUGACAGGCUCUUGCUACCCCCUACCCCGAUGGAACCUGUUCCCACCCAGCCCGGUGUCACCGUCACGACAGCCACCUUCUCAGCCUCUAGCCCCGUGGAUGCGAGUACCCUGAGGCUCCACAAUCCCACCUUUCUCCCAAGGCUCCUGGCCUCUGAGCCCCUCAACACCCCUGCCAACCACAAUAGCACCCCACUUCCAGAGGCCAGGCCUGGGGUCCCUGGCAGCAUCACCUCCCUCCUGGCGCCGACCCCUGAUGCACUCAGUCUGGCCCAGGGCAACCUUGGACACUGGGAGGAGUCUGGGGUGCCAGCCAGGGUCCUACCCUCAGCUCCCCUUGAACUGAGCACUGUGAGCACCAUUGUGCACAGACUGCAGACUGCCUUCCGGGAAGCCCUGGACCUUUACAACGUGAUGGUCUCCAGUGACCAGGUGAGCACGGAGCAGCAGCAAGCACGGACUGAGCUGGCCUCCACCUUUCUUUGGAUCCAUAGCCAGUUAGACGCCAAUGACUGGCUGGUUGGAACUGACAUGGCCCAGGCCCAGCCCAGCCCACGGUCCCCCUCCCCACCUACAUUGUGCCCCCUGGCCAGCCCAGACUUGCAUGCCCUGCUGGAACACUACUCAGAGCUGCUGGUGCAGGCCGUGCGGAGGAAGGCACGGGGGGACUGAGGCUCAGGAGCCCCCUCUCCACUACAGCCCUGCUGCUUCUGAAGAAAUAGGUAUUUUAAGCAAAUAAACUGACAGUUUAGAGGAA